This is a messenger RNA of Scedosporium apiospermum, 879 nucleotides long. Its product is annotated as putative acyltransferase. Gene Ontology annotation, molecular function: 1-acylglycerol-3-phosphate O-acyltransferase activity. Gene Ontology annotation, cellular component: endoplasmic reticulum; membrane. Gene Ontology annotation, biological process: phosphatidic acid biosynthetic process. The coding region runs from base 1 to 879 and encodes 292 amino acids. NCBI's taxonomy places the organism in Eukaryota, Fungi, Ascomycota, Sordariomycetes, Microascales, Microascaceae. The record is from RefSeq and is a predicted model, not a curated record. The transcript is spliced from 2 exons.
AUGUGGGACCGCCUCGUCUCCUACCUCACCACCUUCUGGCUCGGUGCUGCCGUGCUCGUCGCCGCUCUCUACAUGGUAUCCUUCGUCGUGCCUAAAGCGGCCUUCGUGGCCCGCGCUCUCACCGGCUAUCUCUGCUUGCUGAUCGCCUCGUGCAUGGGUCUCCUCAUAUGCAUCGUCUUCCGCCUCUUCGGUAUCGCUGGGAGCUCGCAGUGGGCUGCCGGCCGCGUUUUCAAGUACGCCAUGUACCUGACUACCGGCGUCACCUUUGAAAUCAUCGACCCGCACGGAGUGCUGGAUAACACCCGCCCGGCCGUCGUGGUCGGAAACCACCAGACCGAGCUCGACGUGCUGAUGCUCGGGUGCAUGUUCCCGCGCAACUGCACCGUGACGGCCAAGGCGUCCUUGAAGAAGAUUCCUUUCCUCGGCUGGUUCAUGGCCCUUAGCAAGACCAUCUUCAUCGACCGGGGAAAUGCAAAGGAUGCCAGGCAGGCCUUGAAGGGUGCCGGUCAGGAGAUCGCUAGGAGGAAUCAGAGUGUUUACGUUUUCCCCGAGGGCACGAGGAGUUAUAGUAGCGAACCUAUGCUGCUUCCUUUCAAGAAGGGCGCUUUCCACCUCGCCGUCGAGGCAGGGGCCCCCAUUGUGCCCUGUGUUGUGGCUAACUACAGUCACAUUUUUUCGAUCAAGGGACUUGUUUUCAGGUCUGGCAAGAUUCCCGUCAAAGUUUUGGCGCCUAUCCCGACUAAGGGUCUUACGUCUGCUGAUGUCGAGGACUUGGCGACAAAGACUCGUGAGAAGAUGCUUGAGGAGCUUAUUACUCUCUCAGCCGAGGCCAAGGGAACUGUUCCUGCCGCGAUGAAAGUUGCUGCUGCUUCGAAAUGA